CUGGUAGUUUGGAUAACUUGUGAUGUUAAUAUUUAUGAUAAUGUAUAAACUUGAACAUAACAUAUAACUAUGAAAUAAACAACCAAUCAUGAGUUUGAAACGUUUCUCAUUGGUUUAUCUUUGUUCACGCAAAUGUUUGCACAAACUAAACAAGCAACUCGGUAAAGCCAAGUUACCCGCCCAUUUUACCUUAUAUUUAUUAUUGUUAACUUAGCAACUUAUGUGAACUUCAUUUUGUUGUUGCUUGUUUUAUUGUUCAAUUCAAUUUCAAUUCACGUUUUGUUCAAGUUAUGUGUGAAAAGGAGAAUCCAGUUUCUAUUUUUGAAUAUCAACUGCAACUUCAACUUUACGCUCAAGCGGCUCGACUUCGCCUGACCCAUCCUGGUUUGACUUACAACUUUGGUUAUCACCAUCCAGUGUUUACCGAAAGCUCGAUUCCACCUCACUUUGGUGGUCGCUUUAGGUUCAUCAAUGAAGAACCCAAGCCGCAACAUUCAUACAUUGGGCUGAUUGCAAUGGCCAUACUUAGUUCACCCGAACAACGGAUGGUUCUAAGUGACAUUUAUCAAUACAUUUUGGACAAUUAUCCCUACUUUCGUAACCGUGGUCAUGGAUGGAGAAACUCGAUUCGCCACAAUUUAUCGCUCAAUCCGUGUUUCAUUAAAUCAUCGCGCAGUGCCAAUGGUAAGGGACACUUUUGGAUCAUUCAUCCGGCCAACUUGGAGGAUUUUAAAAAGGGUGACUUUAGACGGAGAAAAGCUCAACGGAAGGCCGAGAAACACAACAGAUAUACAAUUGAUGAAGACGAUUCAUCUUUGGAGACACCGAUAAAGACGUCAAAUUCACCACCACCACUACCAGCACCCUCUUCCUCUUCACCAUCAGCUUCAGCUCAAGCAUCAACCGGUAAACCACAAGUCUCAACAUCUCAACCUUCAUCCACAUCAACCAACUCGUCAACACCAACAUCAACCGUAACCUGCUCGUCCACACCAACAUCAACAUCAACCAUCUCGUCCACACCAACACCAAUACCAACACCAACAUCAACAUCAUCCUCACCCUCUUCAUCAACAACUAUUAAAACAUCUCCCAUUAAGUAUACAAUUGAUUACAUUAUUUCCAAUUGAACAAACAAUUAAUUUGUUGAUAAUAUUGAAUGCUAAUAAAAAUUGAUCAAAUCCAUAA
Messenger RNA from Tetranychus urticae (two-spotted spider mite), 1188 nucleotides. RefSeq lists its product as uncharacterized. Gene Ontology annotation, molecular function: RNA polymerase II cis-regulatory region sequence-specific DNA binding; DNA-binding transcription factor activity, RNA polymerase II-specific. NCBI's taxonomy places the organism in Eukaryota, Metazoa, Arthropoda, Arachnida, Trombidiformes, Tetranychidae. The record is from RefSeq and is a predicted model, not a curated record. Gene Ontology annotation, biological process: cell differentiation; regulation of transcription by RNA polymerase II; anatomical structure morphogenesis.